UUUUUGCAAAAAGAUUCCCAAACUCGAUUCCCUGCAGGGACUUUGGCUGAACUACCUUGUACUACCGAACAGGAUGCCUUUCUGACAUAUCUCAGCCUCAGGUGUUUUCAAUCGUUUCCAAAGCUGACGUGUGGCGCAAUGGAAAUGCAAUCGGAGAGCGACGAAGAUGCACGGCCGGGCCGGGGGAAGAUUCUGCAGCGGCACAAGCGCGAGAUUAAGGCCUUGCAGGAACAAAAAAAGAUCGAAGCAGGGAGGUUGAUGAGCUUUGCGAAGGCCAAGCGCGAGCACAAGAAAAUUGAGGCACGACAAGAAAAGCGAGAUUUGGAUGAAAAGUACAAGGCCAUGGAGGAUGAACUAAAGCUGAAACAUGCAGACGAAUUGGCUGCCUUCCAACCCGAAGAGAGUUGUGAGAUUGUUGAUGACCACAUUGGCUAUUUGGAAGUAGAUGGGGAAGGCACUCGGAAGUCAAGGCUUCAAAAGAAGAAGGAUUUGCUAGCUGAAAUCGAGAAAGAGCUCAGGGAAGGUCCUGCAGAAAGUGGUUAGCCGAAGAGAUCUGAAAACAUCGUCAGAUCGAUUGUACAUAGCUGGGGCCGUCUCGAGGCAGGGCACGUAAGCCCCUGUACUCCCGAGAGAUGGUCUCGGAGAACGUGCCUUUCGUUAAAAA
Messenger RNA from Durusdinium trenchii, 664 nucleotides. Lineage: Eukaryota; Dinophyceae; Suessiales; Symbiodiniaceae. The record is from the annotation of a GenBank genome assembly.